AUGCUGAGGCAUUGUGUUGCUAGGUUCUCGCAGCCAUUAUUGAGACGAUGCACAGAAUGGUUCUCGGACUCUAAUGCAAUUUUCUCAUCGGACGUUAACCAGAUAACACUCCUCGGCUCUGUUGCUUCUUCUGGAGUCACGAUAGAUGAGUCUCAAUCAGGGCGGCCGGUUGCCACGUUCAAUCUCUUAACUCGCGCUAGGUACCGUGGUGCUGAUCGCUACAAGAUGAAACUUGUCUACCACAGGAUCCAGGUCUUUGACAAACCACUUAUAGAGCGAAUCAAGAACGUCUCUUUGGGUGAUCGAGUGUUUGUGCAGGGCUGUCUGAUCUCCUUCAAGAAGACCACUAACGACUGGAUGCAAUCUAUCACUGCACAAAAUAUCAUCCUCCAUUCUGAAGCUGGAAAGCAGUUUUUGGUAGAGGCAGGAGAGACGGAGAAGGAAGAGGAGAUGGGAGGCGAGAGCUUUUAA
Hydatigera taeniaeformis is the source of this 471-nucleotide messenger RNA. Lineage: Eukaryota; Metazoa; Platyhelminthes; Cestoda; Cyclophyllidea; Taeniidae. The record is from the annotation of a GenBank genome assembly.